Messenger RNA from Chelmon rostratus (copperband butterflyfish), 1550 nucleotides. RefSeq lists its product as uncharacterized. The transcript is spliced from 5 exons. The record is from RefSeq and is a predicted model, not a curated record. The coding region runs from base 141 to 830 and encodes 229 amino acids. NCBI's taxonomy places the organism in Eukaryota, Metazoa, Chordata, Actinopteri, Chaetodontiformes, Chaetodontidae.
GCGCUGUGGCGUGUUUACCGACGGGAGAGUUUUAUCCGACUCGCGGAGCGCAUGUGGACCGCCGCUCAGUCCGGGACGCAGCAGGCGAUGAGGGAGGGCAGCAGCGACGGACUCCACUUCCUUGUUCUCGGGCGCGUAAGAUGAGAGGCUUUGCGCUGAGUCUGGUGAGCUCAGGAGGAUUUCUGAAGGGAACAGUCACAGUUUCCACAGAAGACAUGUCCACAACUGCAAGUCCGACCAUCCCCUCCUCACAGCUGACAUCGGAGCAACUCACAGUGGUCGCUGCAUCCUUUUCUUCUCUGGUGUUCUUUGUGGUUAUCGUGGUGCUGCUGUCCAUUAUUUACCGCAAGGAUCCACAGUGCUGCAAGCUGCGCUCCUAUCAGGGCCCACAUGCAGAUAUGGAUGCGCCCCCGCAGUACUACAGCAGCAGGCAGACACUGGUGGGAUCUCCUUGUCUAGAGCAGACUCAGAUCACGGCUGACAACAACGCUCAGGCGGGUCAGCUGUUCUACGUUGGCCUGCCCUCCAGCUACAGCCUGCCCACACUGGAGGCCCCCCUGCCGAGGCUCCCCUCCUACGAGAGCGUCCGAAAGAAGGACCGCCAGAGGCAGAUCCACAUGAUGAUCGCGGACCGCUUUGGCCUCAAUGGACCCAUUGUGACUGAGCCUCCUCCAACAUAUGAAGAAAGUAUCCGCCAGUCUAUGGAGCUACCAUACAGCAUCCUGUCAUCUAGCCUGGACGUCCCUCCUCAGAGCAUCUACACCAACACGGAGCCCGACACACCUCGUCCAGUCGGCUCGGACACCAACAGCACUGUUCUACCUGUGUGAUGCUCAUCGAGGGCAUCGGCCGCCUGAUGAGUGGGAAGGACGUUUGAUAGCUUUAUGGACGCGGUUACCAAAAGACUAUGCCUGCUGAAGAUCGAUCAGGAUUUGGUCCUUUCACACUUGAUGCUGAUUCAGAUACCUCAAGACUGAGUUUAUGUUAUGAGACGGACCGAAGUCAGGAGGGGACACCUCUGGCUGUGUGCAUUUGAAUGUUAAAAAACACUUUGUGACAGUUGACUCUACUGUGCUGAUGGAUUUCAAAAGAGAAUCACUGGAUAUGAACAUUUACUGAGGUGGCUGGUACAUCUUGAAGACUACACGACUGCAACAUGCCAAAAAGAGAACCACUAUUUACUUUGUUAACUAUAUGUCAGUCAACACUCGACUCUGCUGUUUGCUCUUGUCUUUGGUUCUGCAGGCCUCAGUAUCUGGUUUUUGUGAUUAUCAGAAGCCUGUUUGAUUAGGAGUUGCUGUAAAACAUGUUUCUGUGUGCUGCUGAGGCUGUGCCGCAUUGCUCCAGCAUGUGGCUCAGCCUGUGAGAGGGAGACUUUAAAAAGGUGCUAAUGAGAGUGCCUUCCAUGAAGUUAUAAUCAGAAGAAUAUGUAUCAACAAAAGUUUUUUUUUAUCUCUUUGCAUCUGUUAAGGCAGAUGGGACUCGAUGAUUUCUCGCUUUCUUAUGAAACAUGUGAUCCUUUUCAGCAUCGGGUCUGUUGUUCUGCUCUC